Molecule: messenger RNA, 4709 nt
Organism: Lepisosteus oculatus (spotted gar)
Lineage: Eukaryota; Metazoa; Chordata; Actinopteri; Semionotiformes; Lepisosteidae
Gene: gpr52
Product: G protein-coupled receptor 52
Biological process (GO): phototransduction; G protein-coupled receptor signaling pathway; cellular response to light stimulus
Cellular component (GO): plasma membrane
Molecular function (GO): G protein-coupled photoreceptor activity
Source: RefSeq, a predicted model, not a curated record
UGGACGGACUGUUGAUUGGGGCAGAAGGACCAAGUCAAUUUUUGAAUGGGAAAUUCGGCCGGGAGGAGGGAGGAGAGAUAGGGGCUGGCGGAGAGAGAACCUCAGGUGCAGUAGCAGAAGUAGCACAAAGGAGAAAUGUGUGAGAGCGAGUGAGAGAGCGAGAGAGGGGCUGAGGCAGGCACAGCAUCCUUACUGCUAUGCACCAAGGAAGGAAUCCUCAGUCAAAGUGUUCAGCAAUCUUCAGUUAACCUUGGUUAAGGAUUUUUUCCAUUUCCUUUUUCACUGCGGAAUAGUGGGUUGCUUUCAAUAGGACUCCGGGCUGGAACUGCAGCAAGCUUUUGUACACACUGGGAGGAGAACGACUGUUGGGUGAUCCAUAGUGCAAGGGCUCAGCCUCUCUCCAGGAGACUGCAUCUUUCAGUACAGGAGACGGACUGCAGCAGAGGGAAAUUUGUUCCGAGAAUGUAUUAAACACAGCAUUGCCUGAUUCGACAUUGCAUCCUUUUGGAUGGAUUUGGAAAUGUUACAAUGCUCUCAUGGCUGUAUUUGUUCUAUUCAUGGUUUGCUUACUAAACUGAUAAAAUAAGAUUUGCCACUUUUUGUUUGGGAAGACAUCUAAAAUCAGAAAUAAAAAUAAAUUUGGAGCAAACAAAAUGUUUUUUGUAUGAGCAGACAGACUUGAAGUCCCCUGCAGAAUGGUCUACUCUUUUAAGGAUCUCUGAGGAACUGUUGGAUAAACUAAAACUGGGAUGUGUGCCUUACUGUUCUUCAUUUAUCUGAAAACCUUUGUAGGGGAAAAUAUAACAUUAUAAAGUACACCAUCUUUCUGAACAGGACCUGCAUCAUGGCUAGGACUUCAUAUUCUCUUCCCUGUCUGAUGACAGAGAUGACAAAGGUAGUUUAAAUUGGCUUCUGUGAGGCACUUGCACAUAAUACUCAGGCUCGUUCCUGCUUCAACCCCGAUCAGAGAUAUAUCACAGGUAUACAUAUUGAAAGCCUUGGUAUCAAUACCUUAGAACUUUACUCCAGAGUAUUGUUUGUUCGUAAUAGACUGAAAAGACUGUACUCACAAGGUUUUGAGGUGACAGGGCGUAGUGCAGAGUGCAGUGCUUGGAAAUAAGCAUUAAAAUCCAACACAAUCUAGAUGACUAGCUUCCUUCCUAUGUCCCAAUAUUGGCAUGAAAAUAAACCUUUAAUCUACAUUAUUAUAAAUUUGUCUUUUUUAUUUAGUACUUUAAGACAAGUACAAAAGGUCUGAAAAAAUAAAAUGAAGAGCAAAUGUGUUACUUUUUAGGAUUUCUGCAUGACACUGAAAUUGCUACCCAGUGCCCAUUGAUGAUAUUAUACAAUGUUUUAAUGAAUUAAAUAUUUUGAAUUAACUAAAUUAAUCAUUAAUGUCCAUAAAAUGGAUCAUACUGAAUUAGUUAAUAUCUUCUUUGCAGAAUCACCUGCUCUCUGUCGUUUUUUUCCUUUAGUGCUUCAGUUCCAGGAAGCUUGCCUUUUCACAUUCUGCACAGUUUUUUCCCCUUUCAUAUCCUGGUAAUAGGAUAGAUGCUGAAAGGAAUUCAAACUCAUAUCCAGAACUCAUUAAAUCAGAAUAUGUGAUCACAACGAGUAACUGUUUUAAAGCUAUUGCAGUUUAUUUUAGUUGUGUUCUGGAACAAUGUCUCUUCUUAACAGUCCUUACUCGAGUCUGAUGGACUGCAGAAGAUGGCAUACUGGAAGGAGAUAGCCUCUUCUUUGUCUUCCUUUGCCCAACCAAAGCUAUAUGAAGGAGAAUCCAUUAGCUGGGAAACAAUGAGCAGACUGGUGUCUUAAACAGGCUAGACAGUUAAUUAAAGGAAGAACGUGUAGGCAUGAUUCUCUGUGAAUUGACAUUCCCUCAAAUACUGCCUGUGCUGUUUGAUUAAAUCUAACCCAGCAGCCAUCUCAGACCUGAGCCAUGAACAAGUCUGCUGUUGAAGUAGUGAAGCCUGUAAUGAACAGCAGCACUGGCAGCAUGUCGGUGAACCAUUCUUGUCCUCUUGGCUUUGGUCACUAUGAAUUGGUGGAAGCCUGUGUCUUAGAGACAGUGGUCAUUGUUCUCCUGACUGUGCUGAUCAUAAUGGGGAACCUAACAGUGAUUUUUGUUUUCCACUGUGCUCCACUGCUCCACCACUACACCACCAGCUACUUCAUUCAGACUAUGGCAUAUGCUGAUCUUUUUGUGGGUGUAAGUUGCCUAGUCCCUGCACUCUCCCUCCUGCAAUACCCCACAGGAGUCCAAGAGUCGUUAACAUGUCAGAUUUUUGGAUACAUUGUUUCUGUUCUCAAGAGUGUUUCUAUGGCUUGCCUAGCAUGCAUCAGUGUAGACCGCUACCUAGCCAUUACCAAGCCUCUUUCAUACAACCAGCUUGUCACACGAUGCCGUCUUCGUACGUGCAUUGUCUUGAUCUGGAUAUACUCUUGCCUCGUGUUUCUGCCUUCCUUUUUUGGUUGGGGGAAGCCAGGCUACCAUGGGGACAUCUUUGAAUGGUGCGCCCACUCCUGGCUAACCAAUGCCUACUUCACGAGUUUCAUUGUGUGCCUGCUUUAUGCCCCUGCUGCCUUUGUGGUCUGCUUCACUUAUUUUCACAUUUUCAAGAUCUGUCGACAGCACAAUAGGGAGAUCAGUGAACGUCGAGCCCGUUUUCCUAGCCAAGAGAUGGAUAUGGGAGAGGAAGGGCACAGUCCUGACCGACGCUAUGCUAUGGUCCUGUUCCGCAUCACCAGUGUCUUCUACAUGCUCUGGUUACCCUACAUCAUCUAUUUCCUCCUGGAGAGCUCCCAUGUCUUGGAUAACCCCACCCUCUCUUUUGUCACCACCUGGCUGGCCAUCAGCAACAGCUUUUGCAACUGCUUCAUUUACAGCCUCUCCAACAGCGUCUUUAGGCUGGGCCUGCGCAGGCUCUCCCAAACCAUCUGCUCAUCUUGUGUGUGUGCCAAAGACCAAGACCUGCGGAACCCCAAACCACGCAAGAGGGCUAACCCCUGCUCUAUCUGAAAGUGUCAGAGGGGUUGCCCACCCCAGCAUUCUCUUACACCAGCUGCACAAAAUAAGUCAUGGCUGUACAACGUGGCAGGUGAUGAGAUUUUUCCUGCUGGUUUCCUUGCUCUUCAGGAAGCUUCAUUGACCCUUCUUUUCACAGAGAGUUAUUACCUAACCUGAUACUGCUGGUUUUGAAACACACUUGGAAACGGAUACAGAGACUAGUAGUAACACUGCUGAAAAGGUGACUCCUGACCUUCUCCAGCAUGCUUUUGUUAUGGCUGUCAGGUCAGUAGAGAAUAGUUGAAAUCUGCACAUCUUUAGUAUAAAGAUCUAGAAAUCUCUACUAGUAAUAGUGUAUAAAUAGACAAAAACAUACAAAGAAAAGAAAUCGCACUAUAUAAACAAUGCCUGGAAGUUCCUAACAGUGCCCUGCAGCUUUAUUAGUGAUGUUGUAUACUACUGUGUCUGUACUGUGUGAAAACAAGAUACAAGAUAGCAGCUAAAAUGAAUAGCUAAACCUUUGUAUUAAGUCUAUGUAGCUUUCUGUUUUAUGGGGCUCUCCUGUGUACUAAAAAAGCCUGCAAAAGCGUUCCAAUUGUAAAUUUACUGUUUUUUAUUCAUAUAUUGUUAUGUUACUGAUAUCGUGUCCAUGCCUAAUAUUUUCACUUAACAUUUAAAGAGCUUAUUGGUAUUUAACAAUGUGUGGAAAAAAUAUUUAUUUUCAAAUAAUGUAAAUUAUUGUGCAGUUAAGAGGCUGUGAAUGGAAGAUUUAUUUGUUUGAUAUAAAAAUAAAAUUUUACUAUAUAUAUGUACCACAGGCAAUAAAUAGUUUUAAAAAGAUAUUUGUUCAUUAUUUUAACACAACAACCUUUAUAAGGUUUUAUCAUUUUACAGUUCUGAGUUCUACAUGUAGAAUGAGCUCCUUAAUGUAAAAAUAUAUCAUUUGAUUUGCUGCUAUAAAGCUAUUUAAUAUACUGAUCACAUUUGAGGCCUUUAAGAAUCUUUUUCAUUACCUCUAAAAGCUUAUGUUGCUUAUUUGGUGGAAUCCAUAAUCUGCAUUAUUUUUUUUGCUGGUCAAACAGUAUCUGUGGAAAAACUACAGUUAAAUUGUGCAUGGUACAGUAGGAUGUGAUCUGCCUUAUCUCCCUGUCAACUUUCUUCAUAAGCUGCCUGUCUCUAACUGGCUUUCAACCUAUAGUGAGGGAUUUGGAAAGUCUGCUUUCUGCUCUCUAUGUAGUCUUAAGUAAUGGUUUCCUGGGACUUUGGAAUAGCUGCUUCCAGUGCAAAGGUGGAAGCUGUUCGUUUGAGUAAAUGCUGAAUCAAAAUGGGAUUUGCUUGAGGUACUUUUGCAAAGAACAAUCCAUGGAAGAAAGAGUUACAGGCCACACAGGGGCCCUGGAUUGAUGCAGUAUGUUGUUUCUGAAAAUUGACUGGCUCUGUUCAAUAAGAGGUGGAAUAACAAAACUGCACUUUGUGAAGGGAGAUUUAGUUGAGAUAGAAGAUUAGGUCUGUAAUUUCUAGAAUGAUAUGGUUUAAAUGUCUUUAUUCCUUUCACAACAUUUGUCUCUUGUCCUGUAUACAGUAUGUUGUUAAACAGAGUUUCUUGACUUAUUAAUCAUAUAAUAUAAGGUUCUAGGUUUACUUAGCUACAUUUCCAUUUUUCUGUGUUUUAAUAUGAUGAUUUACCACAAGAAUUACA